AUGACUCAUUAUGGUAUUUUGUUGCGUAACGGUGUCCCCUCAUUAUCCAGAAUUGGAGCUGAUUUAUUCAAUGAACUUAAAUCAAAAUACGAAGGAAUUUAUGGAUCUAAACCUAAUUUUGUUGAAUUGAUUGAAGAAAUUGGCCUUAACUUUUUCAACAUUGCGAAGCCAAGAAAGCAGGGUAAUAUGAUGGCAGAUAUGAUGGCCAAUCUAUUUGGCGGAGGAAGUGGUAGUGGUGCUAAUCCUUUGCCCCAAUUGGGCGCUGGCAAUGCAAAAUCCUCUGGUGAGGAUCUGGAUUAA
Molecule: messenger RNA, 300 nt
Organism: Mucor mucedo
Lineage: Eukaryota; Fungi; Mucoromycota; Mucoromycetes; Mucorales; Mucoraceae
Exons: 2
Coding region: 1-300 (99 amino acids)
Biological process (GO): protein insertion into ER membrane
Molecular function (GO): protein binding
Source: RefSeq, a predicted model, not a curated record